Messenger RNA from Cynoglossus semilaevis (tongue sole), 918 nucleotides. It is a transcript of the gene il20, whose product is annotated as interleukin 19 like. Lineage: Eukaryota; Metazoa; Chordata; Actinopteri; Pleuronectiformes; Cynoglossidae. The record is from RefSeq and is a predicted model, not a curated record. The transcript is spliced from 5 exons. The coding region runs from base 182 to 733 and encodes 183 amino acids.
CUUGGAUUCUUACUAUUAUUUUUUUUUCACAUUGAUUGAUUCAUUCAUUCAUUUCUUUGGGUAAAACAUUGAUUUGAGUCGUACUGGGAAUACAGCUCAUAAACUAAGCCUUAGAAAACUAAUCUUCAUACAAACAGAGCUCAUUUAAACUCCCCUUUUUUCUUUAAUCAAACACAAUAACAUGACUGUGUUGCUCUUCCAGGUCGUGAUGAAGAUGCUGCUGUGCUGCUCUCUAGCUCUGCUGCUGGUACUCAGCUGCCUGAAGGACGUGAAGAGCAGAGCCAUUCCUCUGUCCAGCUGCUCUGUCAACGUCCACACACAGGAGCUGCAGAAAUACUACUCUGACAUUCGAUCAGACCUGCUCGCCGGAGACAACGAGAUUGGAGUGAAAAUCCUGGACAAAUCACUGAUUAAAGAUGUCCAGGAGGGGCAGAUGUGCUGCUUCAUGCACCUGCUGAUGCGGUUCUACAUCGAGAGAGUUUUCAGCAGCUACACAUCUCCACAGCCAAUAAACCAGCGCUGCUCCAGUGCUCUGGCCAACGCGUUCGUCACCAUCAAAAGAGACAUACACAAAUGUCACUGCCACUGUGGAGAAGAAACCCACAGGAAAAUUGAUUCCAUCCAUGCCGAGUUUACAAAGCUGCAGGUGGACACGGCAGCACGGAAGGCCAUGGGGGAGCUGAACGUUGUGUUGGAGUGGCUGGAGGGCCUGGGUCAAAACCCGGCCUCCUGAACACAUUAAUACACUGGGCAGCAGGGUUACCAGGGUUACCAGGGUUACCAUUUGUUUUAGAUUCAGCUGGAGAAAUGGUCUGCAUUUCUGGAUAUGCACUUGAAUUGAUUUCAUGUUUUUGAAUCAAAUUACUAACAAAAAUAUUACUCACUAUUUAUAAUUGACGUUGCAUAAAUAUAUUUGUC